This is a messenger RNA of Gadus macrocephalus (Pacific cod), 1505 nucleotides long. RefSeq names its product arginase 1 (gene arg1). The coding region runs from base 195 to 1202 and encodes 335 amino acids. NCBI's taxonomy places the organism in Eukaryota, Metazoa, Chordata, Actinopteri, Gadiformes, Gadidae. Gene Ontology annotation, molecular function: arginase activity; manganese ion binding. The record is from RefSeq and is a predicted model, not a curated record. Gene Ontology annotation, cellular component: cytosol; nucleus; cytoplasm. The transcript has 8 exons.
CUCCCAUGAUUCCCCUCCGACCGCCGUAGGCUACCUCUUCCCUUUGCCCCGUGCGAGCAGGCUAUAGCCUAUAAUGUUAGAUGGAUGGAGUGCAGGGGCUCUGGCGCUCAGUCUCUUCUGCGGUACCGAACGGUGACAGCGCGUCGUCAUCUCCUCCGCGGGACCAGUGAGUGCGGCCCCGGAUAGUCGCGAUUAUGAGGAGCGCAAACCGAAUGGGUUACACCCUAAGCGUUUUUAAACGCGAUCACCACAGCGUCGGGAUUAUCGGGGCGCCUUUCUCCAAAGGACAGCCGAGAGGUGGAGUGGAGAAGGGACCCAACGUGAUCCGAUCAGCUGGGUUGGCGGAUAAGCUGAAAGCCCAAGGGUGUAGCGUGAAGGACUACGGGAACCUGUGUUUUGAAGAGGUGCCCGGCGAUGAGCCGGUGGGCCGGGUGAAGAGGCCCUGGGCGGUGGGCAGCGCCAACCAGAGGCUGGCCCAGGCCGUCUACACCGCCAAGACCGAGGGACACACCCCGCUCAUGCUCGGGGGAGACCACAGCUUGGCGAUUGGCUCCAUCCAUGGGCACGCGGCGGCAAUCCCGGGGGACCUGAGUGUCGUGUGGGUGGACGCACACGCCGACAUCAACACGCCUCUCACCACACCCACUGGCAACGUGCACGGACAGUCCAUGUCCUACCUCAUUCGGGAGCUUCAAUCAAAGAUCCCCGUCAUUCCACAAUUCUCCUGGAUCAAGCCCUGCGUGUCAGCCAAAGACAUCGUUUACAUCGGACUGAGAGAUGUGGACCCAGAGGAACAUUACAUCCUGAAGUACCUGGGCAUCAAGGUGUUCUCCAUGACAGAGGUGGAUGGCCUGGGCAUCGCCAGGGUGAUGGAGGAAACCUGUGACUACCUCUUCUCCCAUGUCAAGAAACCCAUCCACCUGAGCUAUGACAUCGAUGCCAUCGACCCCUCGUUGACCCCAGCAACAGGCACGCCUGCGGUGGGCGGGCUGACCUACAGGGAAGGGGUCUACAUCACAGAGCACAUCUGCCAAACAGGCCUGCUGUCUGCCGUGGACCUGGUGGAGGUGAACCCCCAGCAGGGCACCACCGAGGCCCAGGUCCAGUCCACGGUGGACAUCGCCGUGGACGUCCUGCUGGGCUGCUUCGGACGCCGCCGGGCCGGGAACCACCCGGCGGACUACUGCCUACCGGAGCCCUGAGCUCCACCCAGCGGGAUGGAGCCACCACCCCUGGACCCAGACCUCCACAACAACAGCAGCACAGCUAUCGGCCUGAGAUCAGGAGUAUACUGUUGUGGUUUUAUAGAUACAAACCCUUUAUUAGUACUUAUUAUGAUUCAUUUCAAUAUUAAUCGUUUUUUCAAUUAUGUCUGUACCUAGAUCUUUUUUGUUUAAUUUAAAUAUCUGUUACAAGCAAAGAUUUUACCAAAAUUUGACGUAUUUAUACAUAUACAUAUAUAAUCUUUUACAGAAUGUAAAGUUAAAUUAAAGGGAUACCUAAUU